CUGAAAAUGGAUUCGCAAGAGGCUACAAGCAAUGCGAUCAAAUCUCCUUCAGACCGUGGAGAAAGUGUGGUAAAAACAAACACGACAUUAUCACCGGACAUUCGGACGGGAACACAAGGUCCAAUCGGAUCACCCAGACAGCCAGUAAAUAAUGGCUCUGUAACGAAACUACGACCAGGACGGCCACCAGUACAAAUCCGUUUCGAUAGUCAUUCUCCAGGUGGACUAUCCGGUCCAACGGGUCAAUUCGUGCAACAAAGACCAUACGGACCGAUAAAACCACCACCAGGAGGUUCAUUCCCGAGGAAGCCACUCCAGCAAAGUCCAAAUUCACCCAUUGUCCUGAAUCCAUGCUUUGCACCGUCGCCUGUGCAACGUGCAGGCCUACAGAUAGGACCUAGACCGCCUCAUCCUGGAAACUAUCAAGCGCAACAAUUCCAAGGAAACGUGCACCGACCUCAACAACCGAGGCUAGAGUAUCAGAAUACGCGUCAACAACUGAGACCGGAGUUGCUGCAAAAUACGCAUCAGCAACCGAGACUAGAGUUUCCAAAUACGCGUCAACAACAACCGAGACCGGAGCUACGAGAUAUACAUCAGCAAGCGUACAAUUUGGAGAGUUUCGCCAGAUCGCCGGAAAUCGCACAGAGACAAUUGAAACGAAAUGAAUCGUGGUUGAACAUACCUCAGCAAAGUUUGCCGUCUAAGAGAGAAGAUAAGAAGUCAGCGCUACCACGUCCAGUAGUUGACAAAAUGGCCAACGUCGAUGAUUCGAAGAAGCAUCAACAGAUUGAGAAUACCAGCUCGAAGGAGGAGAUCGAGUUGUCGAAGAAUGUGGAAAACGACGACGACGACGACGUUGUGAUGGAUGGAAAGAAAUCACCGCGUACGAAUGACGGUGUCACUUGUCAAAAGGAAUUAACGGAAACUAAAUCGUCGAAACAGGAGUCGACUGAGACGGUGAAAAGGCCGGAAACUGCGACGAUAAAUGGAAAAAUUGACAAACCUGCCGCGCCUAAGGAAGCGGCUAAUGAAAAAGUCAGUGAUAUUAGUGCAGAUCUGAAUAACAAAAAAUCUGUCGAGGAUUCUAAUGUGAAGGAAUGUAACGACAGAUUAUCUUCGGCGAAAUCACAGGGAAAAGUGGAGGAAACAUCGUUGGACAAAGUGGAAACCCUGGAAGAGUCAGCGAAGAAAUUGGUGGAUGCUGUCCACCAAGAUUAUGAGAAUGAGAAGUUGAAUAAAGAGAAUGCAAGAAGACUUUCGACACAGGCUGAAGUAAAUUCUUCAACUACCUCAGCCACUAAAGAAGAUAAAACUGUCACAUCGGAUAGUAAAAAUGCAUCUACCGAACAAUCUGAUAAACAAUCGGAGAAAUCAGACGUAGAAGAAAAUGAACAUAAAUUGAACGUGUCGCCAACAUCUCCAGAAAAAGUACACGACACUGUUCCACCCACAGAACAAAAUGGCGAUAACAGUCAGGAACCGCAAACGCUGUUUAAAUAUCCAGACAAAUCCCAUGUAAAUACGCCAGCGGAACAGUUGAAGGAAAAUCAAACGGAGAAAGAACCGGAAACGGUGUCGAAACCCGCAGAAAAAUUACAAGGAAGUGCACCAACGAAUGCGAUGAAAGAUGAAAAACAAGAAGAACCACAGACAUCGCCUAAGAAAGACGAAAAAGAACAAGAACCAAAGACGUCACCUAAAUCUCUAGCUAACUCGCAGAUCGACGAGAAUUCAUCGAAAUCUUCGGAAAGUUCGCCGCCGAAAUUCGAUCAGAACGAAGACAAGCAAGAGUCGAAAGCUCCGUUGAAAUCUCCGGAUAAGUUACCCGUGAGUACACCGGCGGAAGUGAAUCAAAAUGAGAAGGAUUCUAAAGUUGUAACGAAGUCUCUGAAUGCGUCGGAGGAGAAAAAAGCGGCAGAAACGGAGAAGAAGGAAAAUGAAGACGAGUUAAAUGUCGAAGCUGAAGCGGUGAACGCGUUAGAAGCAAGCGCGCCAGUAGAAAUAAAUGAAACGCGAGAGAAAAAGAAGCAAUCUCGAGAUGAGCACGAGUCGAAGUCAGAAGUUAAAUUGAGCGAAGACUCCUCGAAGAAAAUGGCGGAAAGUGAAAACGAAGAAGAAUUAAACGCGUCUUCUGAGAAAUCGGAGAAGUCGCAUACAAGCACGUUAGCAGAAGUAAAUGAGAAUCAGAAGGAACUGGAAUCAAACGAAUCUUCGAAAUUGACAGAAUCUUCUGAAAAGUCUAAGGAGAAAAUACCAACAGAUCUUAAGCUUUCUUCGCAGGAGGAAGUAUCGAAAGAUUUGUCUACAAGCUCUACCGAUAAAUCGACAAACUUGGCUAAGGAAGCAGGUGAAGAAAAUAUCGUGGAAAAUUCACAUCCUGAUAAACACGCGCAAAACGUUCCGGAGUCGAACGUGGUAAGCUCUGCCAAUGAUUCAGCUGCUUGUGAAGGAAAUAAAACGGAAAAAUCUCCGGAAGAAGGUGUAAAAGGAUUUGACAAUGGAGAACAAAGAUCGUUGGUUUCACCGUCCCAAAGUCCUCAAUCGUCCGUUUCUCCGCAAUUGACGAAAUCUUCUACCGACGUAGAAAAAUUAACGGACAAUGAGAAAAAGGAGACUGUCACGGUUGAGAAAGACGAUGGUAAAAAAACGCCAGAAUCUGAACGUUUGGAGACAUGUAAAACCGCAGUUGAACGUGUACCAACACCCGCUAAAAUGGACGAAAGAUCAGAAAAGAAGUUUUCGAUACCAGAAAUUGAAAAUGGCGGUGUAAUGAACGAAUCGGCACAAUCCAAUGCGCAACCGACCACAAAUGGAGUUGCGGAUUCGCCGACAAAAAAAUCACCUUCUAAAUCAAAAGAUGUUGAUAAGAGGUCAACAGCUGAAUCACCUAUUAAAUCGCCGAGUAAAUCGGUCAAAUCGUUACCACGAACUCCGGACACUCCUUCGUCGACAGGCGGCCAAGAAAAGAAGAAGUUGCCUAUGAACAAAAUUCAAGUUGGGGCGGCGCCUUCUCCAAAUCUAAAAACAGUACGAUCGAAAAUCGGUUCUUUGGAUAAUGCAAGUUACAAACCAGGUGGUGGGAAAGUGAAAAUAGAGAAUAGGAAACUUGACUUCAGUAAAGCACAGCCGAAGAUCGCCGCAAAAAAUGAAAAAUACACACCCAGCGGCGGUGAUAAAAAGAUCGCUCAAGUUAAGCUUCAAUGGAACGCAAAACCGAAAGUUGGAUCACUGGAUAAUGCCACAUAUAAGCCUGGUGGAGGUGACAAAAAGAUAGAGACAGUAAAGCUUGACUUUAAGGACAAGGCAAAACCGAAAGUUGGUUCCAAAGACAAUGCUAAACACGUUCCUGGCGGCGGCAGCAUUAAAUCAUCAACAACACCACCUAAGACGCCACAGGAUACAAACAACGACAUCCAAACACAGAAAAUCGAUAUCAAAGCUGAGAGUAAAAUUGGAUCUUUGGAUAAUGUGAAACAUAAACCAGGGGGUGGCGACAAAAAGAUAUUCAACGAUAAGGAUUAUCUGCGACAAACUGGUUCGAACGUAGAAAGUCUGAAUGGCAGUGGAUCCCAGAGCCCUGUGCCUCCUGGCACGGUCGACGCUGGCAACAACGGUCUACCAACUUCGGACGAGAACCUCAACCAGGAAUGCUAGAUCACGAAAACUCCACCGCUAGAUCCGAUUUCCUUCUCACUUACGUAUGAUUAAAUCACCCCUACUUUUCUUUCCUCCCCGCGAUCAUUCUCAAUCGAAGGGCAGCGCGCUGAUUGUUU
This is a messenger RNA of Habropoda laboriosa, 3776 nucleotides long. It is a transcript of the gene tau, whose product is annotated as microtubule-associated protein tau. Gene Ontology annotation, biological process: microtubule cytoskeleton organization; neuron projection development. Gene Ontology annotation, cellular component: neuron projection. The coding region runs from base 7 to 3657 and encodes 1216 amino acids. Gene Ontology annotation, molecular function: microtubule binding. The transcript has 9 exons. NCBI's taxonomy places the organism in Eukaryota, Metazoa, Arthropoda, Insecta, Hymenoptera, Apidae. The record is from RefSeq and is a predicted model, not a curated record.